Messenger RNA from Trypanosoma theileri, 1098 nucleotides. RefSeq lists its product as uncharacterized. Lineage: Eukaryota; Euglenozoa; Kinetoplastea; Trypanosomatida; Trypanosomatidae. The coding region runs from base 1 to 1098 and encodes 365 amino acids. The record is from RefSeq and is a predicted model, not a curated record. The transcript has a single exon.
AUGGUUGGGGUGUUAAGCGUGGCAUGUGUGGUGGCAGGUGAGGCACAACAAGAAGCUGAACUUGCUGAAGUGUCUCAAAUGAAUUCGCAUACUGCUGGAGAUGCUGGAGUUGUUCCUGCUGGUGAUAGUGAUGAUGAUGAUACUUGUAAAGCUGAGUCUACUGGUCCAGAGUGUUCUCGUAUUCCCAGUGAACCUGCAGUUCCUCGUGGUGAAUGUGUGGGAUCCACUGAAAAGAAAGGUUGCACUACCAUUACUCUUAAACCUAAAGAGAGUUGCGGUAAAGAUACUGAAACUUGUGUAUCAAAGGAAACGCAGGUAGCGGAUUCUGAUAAAGCAAACGAAAAUCAUCUAAAACCUGAACAAGAACAUAAAGAUCCCAAUGAUGCAAUCGGUUCUGCAAAUCCCAGGGGUUCUAAUUCUAACCUAGCACGUGAAGAUAGGGCUGAAGCACGUCCCGCUGGUGCUCACGGUGAACAAAAUCUUCGGGAUGCUAAACCUGGAAAAUUACCUCAUGCUGCUGCUUCCCCUGCUGCUGGGAGUCCUGCUGUACCUGUAAGUGGACCAGGAAUGGAAAGCGGGGAUAAAAGUUCGACAAAUGAAAGUACAGCUAAAGCGGAAGGUACCGAAGCACAACCUUCUUCUUCUCUUACCAAUUCAGACACCGAGCGUGACGGCGGUGAUAACGGUGCAAACAAUGGGAGUGACUCAACAAGUACCCAAGAAGGUCUGGAAAAUACAGACACCUCAACCACCACCACCACAACAACAACACCCACUUCCUCUACUUCCACCAGUACAAGUGGUCCUGGCACACAAGAGAACAAUACUUCACAGGACCAGACGCCCACCACAGAGGAUUCCCAAUCAAACAACAACACAAGUGAGACCAAUAAGUCAGAAAACACGAAUUCUGACAACGCCAAUACACCCAAUAAUGAGGAAUCAACCAUCACUACCACAACUACAACACUUCCUCCUGAACUCACAAACAACAAGAAGGGUGAUGCAGACAGCAGCAGCAGUAGUAUCAGCAGUUCUGUGUGGGUGCGUGUACCACUACUGAUUGUGGUUACACUGGCCUGUAUUCUUGUGUGCUGA